GGGCCAUUGGGGCUGUAAUGGGUCAUGAAAUAAUGCAUUCCUUUGAUGACCAAGGAAGAAGAUACGACGAAUAUGGCAACGGAAAACAGUGGUGGUCGAAAGUAACACUGAAAAAGUAUUUAGAAAAAGUAAGAUGCAUUAUCGACCAAUAUCAUCAAUACUACUUGCCGGUGGAAGGAGUAAAUUAUCACGUCGAUGGUUACCUAACGCAAGGAGAAAACAUAGCUGAUAACGGUGGCGUGAGGGCAGCAUUUGAAGGAUACAGACAGCAUGCAAAAAAAUCCCCAAUCCAAAAUAAAUUACCAGGACUUAUGGAUCUUACGCCUGAUCAAUUGUUUUUUCUCGGAUACGCGCAGGUUUGGUGUGGUAAUGCAACUCCUAAGGCGGUAAAAGACAUGAUACUGGGGGAGACGCACAGUCCGAAUCGAAUAAGGGUGCUCGGCACCUUAUCAAAUUACGAAGAGUUCUCAAAAGCGUGGCAUUGUCCUGCCGAUUCGCCGAUGAAUCCUGUCAAGAAAUGUUCCUUAUGGUAA
Messenger RNA from Brassicogethes aeneus, 533 nucleotides. The record is from the annotation of a GenBank genome assembly. Lineage: Eukaryota; Metazoa; Arthropoda; Insecta; Coleoptera; Nitidulidae.